Molecule: messenger RNA, 897 nt
Organism: Aspergillus caelatus
Lineage: Eukaryota; Fungi; Ascomycota; Eurotiomycetes; Eurotiales; Aspergillaceae
Product: SMP-30/gluconolactonase/LRE family protein
Exons: 4
Coding region: 1-897 (298 amino acids)
Source: RefSeq, a predicted model, not a curated record
AUGCCUGAAUUCGGCGUAGGAGUGCUCCUGCCUGCCAUUGUGCAGGCCGUCGAAUGGACAACCCUACCACACGAAUUCCGUCGCCCGGGCUUCUCAGAACAUUCAAUCAAUCAGAAACGAGGGAAACCACUCGACUCAUUCUUAGAGGGGCCCAUAUACGUCUCCUCGCUGGAUCUUCUUUUUGUCACAGAUAUCCCAUGCGGCCGUAUCUUUUCCAUUGACUCCAAUGCAAACUGGACCCUCGUUACGGAGUAUGAUGGCGAGCCAAACGGUCUGGUAUGGAACCACAUCACCAAAAAAAUCGGCAUCGCCGAUUUCAAACAAGGCAUACUCGAGGAUGACCCCAUCAGCAAGGAACUCAAGACCAUCGUAGCGCGAUUCCAGGGUGAACGCCUGAACGGACCCAAUGACCUCGUUAUCUCUGCCGACGGCGUGAUCUACUUUACUGAUCAAGGGAUGACCGGUCUUCAGGAUCCAACUAGUAGAGUCUUCCGUCUUUAUCCUGAUGGACGUUUGCAACUACUUAUUUCAAAUGGGCCAUCGCCGAAUAGGCUAGUUUUGAGUCGAGAUGAGAAGGCCCUAUUCGUGGCGAUGACUCGGGAUAAUGCCGUGUGGUAUGUCCCUCUUUUAUCUGAUGGUUCUUAUGGUAUUGGUGGCCCAGAUGGCAUGGCACAAGACGCCGAUGGAAAUAUUUUGGUGGCGCAUUCAACUCUGGGACUGUUCAUGAAAAUUAAGAGCCCUAGAGGGGCUCAUACAACGAAUCUUACAUGGGGCGGCCCGUCAAUGAACGUACUCUAUAUAGUUGAAAGUGAGACAGCUGCGAUAUUGAGGGUUGACUGGCACUGUCAAGGAUGGUUGAUGAAACUGGAUAAGGAGGAAAACUUUUGGACAAAAUAA